UCUUCCUCCAGUCUCACAGAUUCCCACGAGACACACACGAUGGACGCCCACGCGCUCCUCACAUCCCAAGGAUGGCGCGGGACCGGAAACUCGCUGCACCCAACCUCCAACACAAUCGGACUCUCUCGACCUCUCCUCGUCUCCAAGAAGCAGAACACUCUCGGCAUCGGCAAGAAACAGCACAAAACGAGCGAUAUGUGGUGGAUGAACGCCUUCGAUUCCUCGCUGAAAGGAUUGGAUACGACGAAAGAGGGCACAGUGGUGCAGACUGUUACAAGUGGAGGCCUGGAUAUGGUGAGCAAAGCGGGCGCGAAAUGGGUGGGCAGUAAAGGCGGGUUGUACGCGAGUUUUGUUCGCGGAGAGAGUUUGAGUGGGACGAUUACACCUGUGGAGAGUACGGAGAGUGAGGAGCCGGCUAAGAAGAAAAGGAGGAGAGAGGUAGAAAUGGGCGAGAAGGAGGAAGAGAGCAAGGAAGAACGAAGAGCUCGGAAAGCUACGAAACGUGCUGCUAAAGCUGCGGAGGACAAAUCUGAGGAGAGCCGAGAGAGCCCAGAUACAAAGGAAUCUAAGGAAGAGCGGAGGGCAAGAAAAGCUGCCAAGCGUGCUCUACUUGAGGAGGAAGCAAAAGCCUCGGAAUCUGCGUCGACAGAAGACACCGCGGAACAGGAUUCAGUCAAACCCGAGACGAAAGAGCAACGCAAAGAACGAAAACGGCUAAAGAAACUUGCACAGAAGGCUGAACAAGACACGGUGGAUACUGAGGAUUCAAAGAAGAAGAAGAAGAAGCGGAGAAAAGAAGAAUAGGUUAUACAUUUGGCAUCAGCGCGGCGUUCGGAGCGAUAUCAUGUCGAGUAUCUGUGCAUUUGCAGCGAUUAAAGCUAUAGAAUCUAAUCAUGGCUCUUUGGGUAUUUUGCCCGGCUUGUU
Mollisia scopiformis is the source of this 924-nucleotide messenger RNA. RefSeq lists its product as uncharacterized. The record is from RefSeq and is a predicted model, not a curated record. Lineage: Eukaryota; Fungi; Ascomycota; Leotiomycetes; Helotiales; Mollisiaceae. Bases 40 to 804 code for a protein of 254 amino acids. The transcript has a single exon.